Molecule: messenger RNA, 5351 nt
Organism: Porites lobata
Lineage: Eukaryota; Metazoa; Cnidaria; Anthozoa; Scleractinia; Poritidae
Source: the annotation of a GenBank genome assembly
GAUAAAUCGACGUAUCCAUCAGUUUACGAGCGACCAUCGAUCAAAAGCCCUAUAGUGAAAAGAAGUCGGAAAAACGGAACAACAUCCAGUGUGAAAAACGUUCAAAUAGCUGUGCUUGGGAAAGACGGCGUUGGAAAAUCAGGUCAGUAGAGCUAUAAAUAUGAUCCACUUCACAGAGUUUGCAAGUCAGUGAUGUGCAUACAAAUAGGUUGGUUUAUGAUCAUCCCUAACCUUAAUCAAGAUGAGUAGUACUUUAUUUUCCCUUAACCAAAAGAGCCCUGUCAAAUUCACGAGAGCUGCGUACAUAGGUCUAACAUAAUCAAAACGGAAAGGGAAAAUCUUGAAGCAUAAGUGUCUUCAAACCGCAAUUACUGUUCGUGACUCAACACUGAGAAAGAACCGAAGCAGAACUGUUUAUAUUAAUCAAAUCACUCGAGUUCAAGAAAGAUUGGGCCGGCUGACUCAAUGGCGAAGAAUUCACGGUCUUGCAUGAUAUAAAAUGACUAAAAUAUGUUUGAUGGCGUGACUGACAUAAAACAAACUAUUUUCUUGACGGGAAAAGCCGUGAAAGAAUUUUGCAACUGUUUUUACAAACAGUGGGCGAAUUAUGACCCGGUGCGAAGGCCUUUAACGUAAAGACUUCAUGGCUAGACAAUUUCCGCAAUGCGAUUGAAGGGCCGAUUAUUGAAUCUUUUGAAAACGAAAGCUGUCUCGAUUCAUUUUACAAGAUCCAUUUUGCGCCAUCAUUGACACAGUUUGUUUUUAGAGGCACAAUUGUUUAUUUACUAUAUAAAUAAUAAAAAAUUACUUUAGUCGUUUCGAAGUCAUUUUGUCACAGACGAUUUCUAAUAACGCAUUUUCUCUUUAUUUCCAACACUUUCCACGUACUGAUAAUUUUUUUUCCGUAUGUUACGAUUGGAUUAUUUCAGGAUUACUCGUUUACCACGACCUCGGAUUAACGGUUAAUAAAAAAGUUCAUUAAGUUGUUUAAGACUUGUUUACAAGUGUUCUUUACAAGGCAAACAGAGUUCACAUAUGUCAAUGUCAAAUUAUCGCUUCAUUACGCCCUCGAUUCCAAACCGUAGGCAAUAUUAAACUCAGUGCAACACUGAUUUCCUACAAAUGCUGUUCACAGACUUGUAUUAAAUGGCUUAUUAUCCAAAAAUAGAUUUAUCAACGCUCAAAAAAAUUCUUUGGCAAACUGAACAGCGAUCCGUUGGCUGUUCAGCCUUGUAAGGGCGUGUUUACAAGGCGUUGAAAGAACCCCACAGGCGCUUAGAAGACUUCACGUUAGUAGGAACUUGUUAAAGUGGCGUACUAGGAAUGGACAAUUUCCCAUUCAAAUCAACCUUUAAAAUCAAAAUUAAGAUAUUCGAUGUUUUAAAUCUUUUGAUACUGUUUCCUUUGCUUGUUUUGAAAUUCAAGUUAACCUUGGCACACUUCACUUAUGCCGACCACAAUACUCAAUUUGUCGCAUUGUGUAAACCACACAAUGUAUUUAUUUUCAGCCACUGACCCAUAUGUAGCCGAUAAGAAAACGCGCCCACCCGCCUUCUCUGACAAUUAUUGAAGUCACGAAAGAUAUUACUUAUCUGCAAAAGAUACUUUUCAGCCACCAAGGACUCUUGUUCUGAUCAGAGGCACGCAUAGGCCCUAACACACCGAAAAAAUAAAAUAAAACCUGCAAGAUUGAUUCUAAAUGAAAAAGAACGCGAAAGAAGUCUUUAUCCCGAGAGCCUGCAGCUUGUUUUGAUUACUUCCCAGUUCCGCUCAACACUUUAAAGUUUAUUCAUCACCACCAAUGAUCACGAGAGUGUAAAAUUAUACUGAGUAAUUUCAGUAGAAUCACGCAAAGACGGCAGGCAGAUACUCGCCAACUGAAAUAGUUCAUCUUCCAGCUGUUUUACGGUAAACAGUGCUGUUAUCUAAAAGAGUUUAUCUCAAACUUUGACGCAAUUAUGUUCUUGAAUCAAAAACCAAUUUCUCCUCAUGUGAUUGCGCGGGUCACAGCUAUCUCGAAAUCUCGUUUAAACUGCUUUUCUUUUCACUAUAGAGUUUCAAUACACCGGUAAUCUAAGUAGCAUUUUCCUACCCUCCAUAUUAGUAUUAGAGCACUCUGGCAUGGCUUAGAUGAUACCACAUUAAUUUUUUGUAGGAUCAUUUGGGGUGGCUUAAAAGCUUAACCUAGCAUCAGCACUGUACUGAUGAGGCCCAGAAGGCCGAAACAGUACUGUCUGCAGUUAAGAACUACCACUCACCCUUGUUAGAUCUUUCAGGGGCCGUACAUAUCGUAUUUGCUGCGUCGAUUGUCGGAUGUCCAAUGUGACUUCAUACAUUACAUGACAGUCAAAUUACAAGGCCGCUUAGCGGCCACAAUUCCCAACAAAAUUUAUAUAUACAGUCAAAGUCAAGGUAGAGGUACUUUGCAGUUGCACCGAAUUUAGGCAAAAUCACUUCGUAUUAAAAAGUUGAUUGCACGUUUUAAGGUGGGUAAUAGAUGUCUCUAAAUUAUUUUGUUCAUCCUCCCCCUUUUUAGCAUUCACCGUCAGAGCUUUAACUAGGCGAUUUAUAGGAGAGUACGACAAAACGUUAGGUAAGUCGGUUAUUUUGACUGGCAGGGCAGUAAACUGAUAUGUUACUUGCUGUGAAGUUAAUUCUAAGCCAAAUGGCCCUCCCUUGCAGAGUUAUCAACUAAUCAUGAUCAGUCCUUGUGCUGAUGGCAGCGUUAAGAUAAACAGAGCUUAGAUAAACACUUAUUAUCGCGGAAAUAUGUCGCUGGAUUACACGCAAAUCCUCAUAGCCAGAUUAAUGUGGUUUGUAAAGGUUUUUUUAACUGUCUAAGCAUAAUAUUUUCAGUUCGACAACGACUAAGUCAACUGCGAGGCAAAAAGAAAACAUAUCAUAAUUCAUUCCUUGAUCCUAGUUCGAUAAAUCUUUGCUGCAAUACCCAAACACAUACCAAAGGUGAUCUCACAAGCCACAGCGCCCAUUAGGUCUCUAUAGAAGCUGUAAGUCGGGAUAACUUGUUCGUCGUUGAACAAGGGCUUUCAGGGACUUAAAGCACGCUCAACCUGAGAAAAAUGCGAAAAGAGUAAGAGAGAGAAUUAAAAGGGCCAUAAGGUACGAAACUGUGAAAAGGUGUUAGUUAUAACGCCUGCAUCUUUUAAUAUAGGACUGAAAAAAAAAAUUGAUACGUAGUAGUAUAAUUCUGCUGAUCUAUCUGAUCAUUUUCCCAUAUGAACCCUAUGAUGGGUAUCACAAUCACUCCCAUCCCCUUCCCGUCAUUCAUUCCUUAGGGUGCAUGAAACUAUAACGAAGUGACAGAGGUUUGUCGACGUAAAACGCGUCGAAUCUAACUAAACCAUCUUUUAGCUUCUUUGCUUGUAUUCACGUUGCUCCCACUAAUCUCUCAAAGCAGGAAGGGCUAAAAUAAUUAAUUAUAUCGCAUAGCUUGCCUCCAAAUAAUUUAAAAGGUCACUUCUGAGCUCAGACCAACUCGUCUUACGCCAGCAGUCGGAAAUGAAAUACCAAAUACUGUUUUCUAGCCCUUGUUUUGGCUAGUUAUCCCCACCCCCACCCCCUUAGGAGGGGAGUUCUCAUCAUUUUAUUUUUUUUCGGGAGCAGUGUUGUAAGUAACGCUUUUGGUAUCACUAAGUGGGUGGACUUUAAAUCACAUGGACGAGUUGGUUGGAAUAGUAACGAAUGCAUUUUGAUGAAUGGACGACAACCCAAUUUUUCAGACGUUUUCACGGGCGUUGCCGUUGUUAAAUCGCAAGGUCCCAGUAAGUUAAAACACGUCAAGUACACCAUUUAGCAUUACAUAUAAAACCCCGAACCAAUUCCUUUAUCAUUAAAAAGGUGACCAAUGAUGAAUGAGGUAAAGUCAAAACAUUUGCCACGUUGCUACAAACUUUUGACACAUUCCCGUAAGUUUAUCUAUGCUUUGUCCUACAGAAUGCACAUAUCGUCAUCAUGUCGAGCUGGAUGGACAGUUUCUCUCACUGGAUGUGUUAGACACAGCAGGCAAGGUCAGUAUUCCAACUAACAGGAAUGUGAUCCAAUAAGCGGUAAAAAAAGAAAUACAAAGCAAGCUGCAGAUGAUAGUAAACCUGAAAUAAAUUUAUCCAAAAACAAAAUAUUUAGACUGGUUAGGCAAGCUGCUUUUGUAAAGACGCAUAAAACUGCUAGAAUUUUACCUAAAAUUCUGUUAUACGAAGACAUCUGGCGCCAAACCAUCGAUUUUCAUGACUUUAAGAAGCUAAGAGGUGGAUAAUAGUUUUACAAUGUAGUUAGCACUCGUGCUAAAACAACAUCAACCAAUUAAAUUACUGGACGUUUCGUGCGCACAAGGAGAACAGCAAAAUGAUUUUUUUUCCUCGUGUAUUUAGCGAACUAAAAGGGAAAAUGAAGAAUAUUCGGUGUACAGCCUUACCUAAGAUACAAAGAACCAGCAUCGAUAAAUUUUUUCUCGGGGCUGCAGUCAGCGGAAAUAUUUACCAAUUAAAAAGGUACUGGUUGUUUAAAAGUAUCUCCUUAAAAAAAGUAUCUGAUAUCAGAGAAAGUGUGUGGAGAUAAUAUGACGUAUAUGCAAGCUGGCAUACGGGCUAGAACAUUGCAUUACCAUCAAACUUUGUGACGUUUUUGUGAAACUAUUGUUUGGGGGAUGAUAUUUUUCGAUCCCGCAGUUAGGGAAGAAGUCAGGGAGAAUCUCAGUUCUAGGCCAGGGGUUAAAUUAGUGAGGGACCAAAUCUUGCAAAACAUCUUUUGAUUAGGUGAAAAAAUGUAGAGAAAAUUACAGGAACUGAGAAUUAAAAAAAGCGGAAAACAUGUCUAAUACCAGGUUGGGCAAUAGCUAGGAACUUGUUUCGUUCCGGCACUGAUUAGCUGAGCCCAAAAUGACCACUAUGAUGUGGACUAAUUAUGUCGAAGAAAUAACGUGCAUUUUCAUUUCUUCGCAGAACUCUUUGGAAAAGAUCGACAACUGCGUUCACUCGGGAUCAGACUUGUUUUUCGUCCUCUACUCCACAACAGAUCGCUCAUCUUUUGAAGAAGCCUCACUUCUCUGCCAAUACCUUCUAAAAACAAAGAACGUUAAUCCGGCUUGUCUCAUUCUUCUAGGAAAUAAGACUGACCUGAAGCACUUCCGAGAAGUUCAUGAGUAUGAGGGUCGCCUUUUGGCACAAGCCCUGGAAUGCGGCUUCUACCAGCUCUCUGCAUCAGAAGGAUUCGAUGAUUCUCAAAAUGUUCUUUACAACACUCUUAGACAGUUUGUGAACGCACAGAAAAAGGGAUCUCCUUCAGUUAGGGUGUUUAUUGACAAUGUGCUCAGCCGAAAGAAGUCAGUUUCAUAG